Messenger RNA from Mercenaria mercenaria, 1559 nucleotides. Its product is annotated as contactin-associated protein like 5-1-like. The record is from RefSeq and is a predicted model, not a curated record. NCBI's taxonomy places the organism in Eukaryota, Metazoa, Mollusca, Bivalvia, Venerida, Veneridae. The transcript is spliced from 5 exons. Bases 591 to 935 code for a protein of 114 amino acids.
GAUGCCCCAAUAUGGCAGCACCCUUGGUUUGUUGGAGCCAUGCAGCAGUUUGUCUCUAAUGGAAACCAUUUCUUUGAUAUGGCCAGGGAGACAGAUGGGGAAUACAUUGAAAACAUAGAUGUUACUGCAAGGUUCGAUGAUGGAAACCUGUAAGUUCACAACGCUAUUACAUUUGAAUCUCAAGAGGCCUAUGUUACAUUGACACAACAGCUUCUCAAAUCAAAUAGUAUACAUUUCUCAUUUAAUUUCAGGUUCAAAACCCAACAGCGAGAUGGGCUCAUUCUGUUUUCUGGGUUAGGACCAGACUUUUUAGCAAUAGAAUUGUACCAAGGGUUUUUGAAUUAUAUUUAUGACAUGGGCGGAGGAACAAAGAGAAUUCUAGUCAAUACACCAGAAGCAUUAAUUGACAAUAAAUGGCAUGAUGUGUCUCUGUUCCGUCCCCAGAUGGAUCAGCAGCAAAUACGUGUUGAUGAUAACCCUGGACAGUUGAAGAUAUGAAAGGAUAUUCUACCAGACAUUUUAAUUUAAAAGAGCCAUUACACAUAGGCAGUUUAGUGAAGUCAUGAUUUUUCUCUCUGUCUGUGAAGAUUAUGUCAAGAAAUGAAUUUCUAGGAUGUAUUGCAUCAUUUGAUAUAAACGGAGAGAAUAUUAAUAUCCUGGAAGCAGCAACAUAUGUUGAGCAGACGUCAGCACAUUCAGUCACUAGUGGAUGUUCAGGUUCUGAGUUGACUUGCCUGGCAUUUACAUCAUGUUACAAUGGAGGUAGGUGUGAACAGCAGUGGAACUCUGAGUUGACUUGCCUGGCAACGUCAUGUUACAAUGGAGGACAGAAGAUGAGUGUGUUUAACAGUCAAGCUCGAAUAAUGAUUGGUUGGAGGAAGAUCAGUCAAGGUGACUUCACACAAGGAACUGUUUCUGUUGUGUCCCUUGCUUAAAGCUGCUUUCUAUGGAAUUUUUACACGAAGUCAUUGACUGGCGACAUGGCAUGAAGACGGAAUGCACUGAUGAAACCAAGUUUUUCGCUGUUUUCUGGCAGCCAAUGGAACAGCUGAGAAUACCAAUGCAAGUCAAGUGUUGACUUUUCCACAAAAUAGCACAGAUUCUGAGCAUUGUUUCUGUCUGGUCAGAAAAAAAACAACAGAGAAAUAACUUAUCAAUGAUCUAUUCCUGUCUGUUAGUAAUAAUUGAUCGCAAACUGAAUGCUACCAUGGGUCUACUGGCAAGCUUGAAAGAUACAAAGAUAAAGAUGAUUUAUUAAACUUAUUAAAAAUAAUAAUAGGGAAUAUUCAGUUGUGAUAGUUAAAAUGGACAAUAAAAUAUAAUGAGAUCAAGUGCAAAUCUGAUGGUUCAUGAUUGACAUUAACACUUACUGAAUGUAUCAUUAAAGGAUGUUCAAGUAUGACAGCGAAAUAGACAUUAAACCUUAAAGAUCGAGUUCAAAAAUGGUUGUUUAAGAAAAGAUACUGAAAAGACCAAGAUCAGCACUAGCAUGUUAACAAUGUUACAGUUUAUUUUAUAGCAUUUCAAACCCGAUAAUCAAUUCAAAUUUCGAUGCUGUA